AUGAACGCCCUGCCUCGUCGGAUCCGAGGUGGAUCCAUCCUUUUCCCGCUGUUCCACGCCCGGAUCCACGCCCCAGAUCCUCCUCUGCGCCUCCCCGUCGGUGAGCCGCUGUCAUCCGCCGCCAUGACUGUCGUUCCUCCUCCUGGCUCGCGCGGGGGCACGAGGAUGACGGGCAGGAGCUGCUCGCUCCGCUCGCAGCAGUUGCUGGAGAAGUUGUCGCAUCUUCCGCAACAGAUGCUGAGUAUCAUUUCUUAUUGUUGCACAUUCACUAGAACUUUCUGUAGCUGCCAGGGCAGCGGUGAAGGAGUUGAGGUGGCUCCAGGGGAAGAUGUGGAGCGACCAUCACAAGCAGGCAGGAUAAGGGCAUCACCAGUGCGCUUUGCAAAUUUCAACGCCUCUCUAACCCCACUACAGAAAUCAGAGCUAGUUUCGAGGUUGUUCGGGGGGCUAUUGAACUUAUCAGGCACACUUCCAGCGGACCUCACUAAGUUCCUGGUGCAGUCCUACCAGCCACAGACCUCUGAAAUGGUUUUCCCAGGAAGGGGAAGGAUCCGUGUGGAUGCUGACAGUGUUCAGGGGGUAUUUAAUCUCCCAAACAGGGGUCAAAAAGUCAGAUAUUUAGUUGACAAGAAUGCCACUAGGAGAUUCAGACAGGCUUUCAACAUAACUGGAAAUUCUCAUCCCCAGAUCACUACAUGGCUCAAGAUGAUUCAGGAUAUGGCUAGAAGAACGGAUGACAUAUUCUUUAUGGCCUGGCUUGCGGUUGCCUUCAGCACUUUUCUAGCACCAACCACGGCCUUGAAGCUCAGCCCAAAGUGUUAUGGACUUGUGCUAGAUCAUCAAAUGGUAAAGAAUACAAACAUCUGCCUCUUUGUAGCAGAACACAUUAACGAGGCUUUCCGGAACAUGGACCAGGAGAAGCAAACUGUCUGCUGCUGCUUGUAUCACUUGAUGAUACCAUACCUUGAUGCGCUCGUACAUGACAUCCCAGUAAGCAACUGCGCGAUACGAUCGAAUGCAUGUGAUAGUACUCUAAUUGCCAAGGUGAUCAAGAAGGAUACUAUCUCUCCUGGUGUGUUCGGCAAAUUAGAACUUAAAGAGGAGUAUAGAGGCACGGAGCAGACACCACUGUUUGGUGGAAUUUUACAAGCUGAAGCAUUCGUGGCAUUCAAGUUACCAAUAACAUACAAUCCGCAGAAAAGGGAAAAGAUUGCGAAAGUGGUCAAUGAGCUGUGCAAGGCUGUAACUGAACAGGUUGGCACCUUCAUUGAAGCAGUUGCCAAGAUCGAUGACGAGGAAUCAGAUAUUGAUCCUUACGUACAGUAG
Triticum aestivum (bread wheat) is the source of this 1326-nucleotide messenger RNA. RefSeq lists its product as uncharacterized. The coding region runs from base 1 to 1326 and encodes 441 amino acids. The transcript has 7 exons. The record is from RefSeq and is a predicted model, not a curated record. NCBI's taxonomy places the organism in Eukaryota, Viridiplantae, Streptophyta, Magnoliopsida, Poales, Poaceae.